AUGGGUGCAACAUAUCAAAUAUUUGGUAAACAAGUUCCAGCUUAUGUUGUAUGUAUAAAAUUAAAAUUCAAUUGAGAGUGUCAUAUUAACAAUGUUGAAGUUAUCACUCGCUACAUUAGGCUCAGUAGCUGCAGGUGUUGCAAUUCCUAAAAUAUUUGCUAAAGAAGAUCCAAAUGCCAAACAAAUUGCUGCUACUAAACCGGCUGCUCCAGUUACAAAUUCAAAAGAAGAUGAUUUUGAUUUAGAAAAAUUUAUCAAGUAUGUGUCAAGACAAAUUGAUUUCAAGUUCAUGUGAGAUACUAACUUAUUUAGCGACUUAACAAAAGAAGAAACCAAAUAG
Insectozyma verbasci is the source of this 340-nucleotide messenger RNA. NCBI's taxonomy places the organism in Eukaryota, Fungi, Ascomycota, Pichiomycetes, Serinales, Debaryomycetaceae. The record is from the annotation of a GenBank genome assembly.